This is a messenger RNA of Acaulospora morrowiae, 2859 nucleotides long. NCBI's taxonomy places the organism in Eukaryota, Fungi, Glomeromycota, Glomeromycetes, Diversisporales, Acaulosporaceae. The record is from the annotation of a GenBank genome assembly.
AUGUCAAGUCCAGUUGGAUCUGCAAAGAGUCAUGGAGAAAAUUCUAGUGGCCCUGAUGACAACGUUAAUGGGAAUAACCAACAACAGUCACCGGCGAAAAGAAAGCGUUUGACUCAAGCAUGCGACGCGUGUCGUAAGAAAAAGGUCAAGUGCAGCGGCAAAAAGCCUUGUGAUAACUGUACGCGACUCGGUACGGUCUGCACAUACUUACCAAGUACGAGAAAGAGAGGCCCUAGAGUGGGUUUGGUGGAGAGUUUGGAAAAACGGUUGCAACAAAUGGAAAGGCUUUUACAGCCGUUAAAAGAACAAGGAUUGGUGGAUGAAUCGGAUGGUCAAACAUUUGAGCACACAGUAAAGAAACCUCGAUUAAAUUCUGCCGAACCAUAUCCGGCAGGUAAUUUUUCCGACACCGAAGACAAUCAAUUCUAUUCAAAUCAUAAUUCAUCAGAACUGGAUACACAGCAUAAAGGACCUUCCAAGGAUACAAAAUCACCUUCAAAUUUCCACUCAUCUCCAAACCAAUUCAAUAAUCCUAAUUAUACUCCCUCCGAACAAAAGCAUCAUACCUUUUCUCAAUCAGAACUCAUAAAUUACUUAUUGCAAUCGCCUCAAUCCACCAUUUCUUCGCCUCAAUUGUCCACGCCUGUUGAAAAUCAAUCGCCUGUGAUAAGUCAAGAUAAAUUUAGUGAAGGGUCUCGGGACGAACCGGUCCCUUUAAUAAAACCGGAUAUUAGUGAUGAAGAGACAGAAAUAUUUUUCGGGAAAACCGCUGCUUUCCCAGGGUUUCGCGGUGCAGGGGAACUUGCUAAAUGUCACGAGAAGAUACAAGUUUUCGAGGAAUCUCUUCAAAAGAAAUCAUUCACCGAUACGACUUCAGAACAAAUCACUCCAACUACGAGCCCUUAUUCGCAUGUUCCUUCAGGGUCAUCGUUAAUGUCGAGUAGGCUAAUUGACUUUCCAACUAAUGACAUAGUAGAACACCUCACCUCAUGUUUUUUUCGGUCUCUCGAUGAUCAAUUUCCCAUGUUUCACCAGGCGACCUUUAAGCGUCAAUUGCGGCAAGAGAAAGUUCCUCCUUUUCUCAUUCUUUCUAUGUGUGCCGUGAGCGCAAGGUUUUCCGAUCAUCCCAUGAUUAAAACAUACCCACCAUAUCUGUCAGGAGAAGGCUUUGCAAAUCUCGCAACUCAGAGGAUAACCUCAGCAUUUGACGCUCCUUCUGUUGAAAACGUCCAAGCACUUAUUCUACUUACCAUGCAUACAUUUGGUUCACAAAAAGGGCCAAGAUCAUGGAUGUAUAUUGGAAUAGCGAUAAGAAUGGCCCAAGAAUUAGGAUUGCAUAAAAUUGAUGAACCUGACCCUUCAAAUACUUCAAACCAAAUGGAUUCCGAGUCCGCUUUCAUCAAGAAAGAGAUAAAAAGGCGCACUUUCUGGGCAUGCUUCAUGUUAGAUAGGUUUUCCGCAUGUGCCUUGGGUAGACCAGCAGUGAUACAUGAGGAGGACUGUGAUGUUCGACUCCCAUGCGUAGAAUCAAUUUGGACCAUAGACCAUCCUUUUACAAGCCCAGCGAUUAACGAAUACCUAAAGGAAGAUUAUAUAAAACGGGAUACUCACUUUAAUCUUUCCACAUCUGGAAUUUAUUCGAUUUUUUGUAGCGUCUUCAUUCUGCUAGGCAGAGCGUCCCAGUAUGCCAAUCGUUCUAAGCCAACGAGUGCUCUUCCUACCUGGGAUCCACAAUCCGAAUACGCGAUUCUAGAAAAUGAGAUAGAAGAUUGGUAUCGAAAGAUAACACCGUAUUACGGAUAUUCUAAAGAGAGACUGAACACAUUUAAUUCCAUUGGAUAUGGUGGACUAUUCGCAUCCUUGCAUUUAUUGUACUACGCAGUCGUUGUGGUCCUUAACAGGCCUAAUUACGUGAAACUACAGAAUGAAGAUUACCCAAUAAUACAUAGCAAUUUUAUAGAAAAAUCAGCGGCGAAAUGUAGCACUGCUGCAACGCAUGUUAGUUCUAUGGCCGCGGACAUCAUUCAACACGCGAUACAUCUAAAGUGUCCUUUUACAUUGUAUCCAGUCUUUGCAACGGCAACCAUUCAUAUUAACGACUCAUAUAACGAAGACAUUAAUAUUGCAAAUGCAGCCAAAGAAAGUUUGAAGAUACACAAUAAAUACAUGUGCGAUAUCGGACCGAUUUGGGCAAUGGCCAACAAAAUGUGUCAGAUGGUGAAAGAGAUGUGCAACUUACAGUCAGAUACACCUAAGGCGGCAUUUUUUUUCGAUGGUGAGAAACGAAAACGUCGUACCCAACCUAGAACCGAAUUGUUGUCACCAAGCACUGAUGCAGGUUUAAUGGCAUUCUGGAAUCGUACUAACAGCAAUCCUCCAGACACCAAUAAUAAUUUGAUGGUUACAAUGGGCUUCCCCGACCAGUUAUUGUCCCCACGGUGGUUUUUGAAUGAAUCGAACGAUAAUUUGAUGGUUGGUGAUCCGUGGGUGAAUUUCCUUCGAUCGCAAUCGUCAGUUACACCCGGAAGUUUGAUACGGUACACUAAAAAGGAGAAUGGAGAAAAUGAAGAAGAUUACUUCUCUCAAUUCAUGUCGACAUAUAAUAAUAACUCAUCGUAUGUUUACGAACCCUCUAAUUUCGACAUGCAAACUAUUCCCGAGUGGUUACCGGGAAGGUUCAUGCAUCCAAAUCGUCAAACCAUCAAGCAAUGGACCGACGCAGACUCAAUAAUUCCAGAUUCCAUUGUUCAAAUUCCUUUGUCAUCGUCGAACAUAGACGAUCAGGGUAGUAGUAGAGAGUUUAAAACCACGAAUUCGCAGAGAGUAAACGACAUUCGUUUGGACCCAUUUAUUCGUUAG